This is a messenger RNA of Paramecium pentaurelia, 3892 nucleotides long. The record is from the annotation of a GenBank genome assembly. NCBI's taxonomy places the organism in Eukaryota, Ciliophora, Oligohymenophorea, Peniculida, Parameciidae.
AUGGAAAGUCUUUUCUAAGGCCAAAAUAUGACUUAUGAAUGUAGAGGAUGUCCAUAUGGAGUAUAGUUAUAGAACACUUUAAAUUAAAUUGGCAAUAAAUUCAAAAGCAGUAAUAAUAAUUUAGUUAUUACUAGAACAUCUCUUUAAAUCAAUAUCUUCUAAUAUAAACAACACUAAAUUCGUCGCAAUAACAAAAGAUCAAGAGGUUAUUACAUAUGGUUGGGAUGGUGAUUAAUUUAAUAAAUAUAAACCAUUUAAGAUUAAAUAAAUAGAUUAUCAUUGCUUUAAUGCAUAUUAUACUUUAGAUAACAAUGUUUUAAUAGAUUGCUAUCAUAAUAAUAAUUUGUUGUUAUUUUAUUAACUAAAUGAUUAACUAAUCAGAAUCUAUUAACAUUAAAGUUAGCUACCAAAAUCAACUAAAAUACUUUAAUUGAUCAAUCAAACUUCAGUUUACACACUUUAUGGAUAGUAUUUUUUAGACUAUUAAAUUUUGACAUUAUUUUAAGAUAGAAAAAUAUCAUAUUUAAAUAUAUCAACAUGGCAAUAGGGAUUUUAAGAUUUUAUUACAUCAUAAGGGUUUAACAGAACAAAUUUUAUUUAUAUAAGCAACAAUGAAAACUUAUUUUAAAUAAUUAUUAAUGAAAAUGAAUAGUUUCAAAUUCUUACAAAAUUUAAUUAAGAUGCUUAAAUAAUAACAUUUACUGUAUAUCAAAGUCUAGUUAAGAAUUCACAAUGUGAUUAAUUAAUUGUGUUAUUGGAAUCAGAAAUAUAUAAGAAUUUAUGGUAUAUUUAUGCAUGUUAUAUGAAUUUUAUUGUAGAUAGACACUAUUAUUUCAAUAUAAAAGGUAUCAAUAUACAAAAUGCCAUAAUUUUUGCAAAUUAAUAGUUUUUAAUUUUUUAAUAGAAUUAUUUAGUUAUGAUUUAUUAAAUAGAUUUUCCAGAAAGGGUCUUAAAAGAGGCUUUUUUAGAUAAUUUUGAAAAAUUGAAUUUAACAAAGUUUCUUCAUUUUGAUUAAUCAAAAAGCAUCUUGUUUGAGUUUGGCUACCAUUUUACAGCAUAUUUUGUAACCAUACCAAAUUUAAAUGGAUAUUUUCCUAAUAAUUCUUCUUCUAAUAAAUUUACAAUUUAUAGAACAAUAUUGAAUGUCUUAGAUCCUCGUUGUAAAGUUAAAAUAUUUUUUACAGUACUAAGUGAAAAUGAUACUUUAAUUUAUAAUACAUCCCAAAGUGAUACCAAUAAAAAUUAUGUUGUGAUUAACAAAGGUUAUAAUUAAAUAAUUGAAAAUUAUUCUGGAUCAUUAUUAUAAUUAUCUAGUAUAUUUACAGAAAUGUAUGUUGGAGAUUUUGAAUUAGCAAUACUUUAAUCAGUAAAUUUAACAAUGAAUCUUAAUUUUUAGCUUGCAUCUAUGAUGAAUUUAAUUUAAUAAUAUUUACAAAAUAUAAUUUUUAUAGCUGGAAUUUAAAAUGAAACUCUUUUUUUUUAUUAAGGCCUUCCAAAUUAACUUAAUUUAAUAUAUCAUUAGGAUUUAAAUCAAUCAGACAUCUAAUAAAUUUAAUUAGCAUAAAAUUUAGAAGGUAUUGUUUUUGUUAGUAUUUCAUUAUCUUAAAACUAAAUAUUACUUUUUACUUAUAAUUCAUCAAUAUCAUCAAUUGAUUAUAUUUACAUUAAUGUUCCUUAAUUUUAAUCUAUUUUGUAGAGUUAUAAUUGCAUUGUAGUCUUAACAAAGAGAAACCAAGUACUUGUGAUUUAAUUGAAUGGUUAAGUAUAAUUUCACCUUGAUGAAGAUAAUAUUAAACGGUUUUUUCCAUAAGUGUAAAAAUUUAGACCUACUGCAAUCGCCUUGAAUUAAUUUGAUUUAUCUUCACUAUUAAUAAUUGGCAAUGAGUAAUAGAUAUUAAUCUGCUCAAUUACUAAUGAAGCUAUAUUAACUCCAUUAAUCAUUUAAAAUCUAGAAAUUAUGGUUUUUGAUAUUAAAGUUUUAAAGAACAAAAUAAUAAUUAUUUAUAGAUAAAAUGAUUUAUUAAGUAUGUGCUUUUAAGUUUGGGAAAUAGCAAAUAUGACAAGUAUUAUCUUUGAAAAGAAUUUGAGGUGCACUUAAUUUGAUGAAUAUUAAAUGUCUACAUCUGAUAACUAAUUUUUUUUUGUAAAAUAAAAAUCAAAUAAUAUGCUUGUAUAUAAUCCAAAUUUACCUUAACAUGCAUCUCUUUAUUAUAAUUUUACUUAUAAUUAAAGUUAUUUGGCAUGUACUUAUAUAGAAGAAUUCUCACAAUUAUUAAUAAAUGGUAAUCUUUAUAAUUUGUACCCUAUUAUUACAAUGAAAUUUACACCAAAUCUUUCUCUUUAUUAUUAAAAUUAUGAGAAAGUUGUUAAUUACUUUUUCAAUAUUACAUCAGGUAUUAAUAAAUAUACCUAUUAAAUAACUCCAACUUAUACUCUAAGAUUGAUUAAUAAUUUUAUUAAUAUUUCAUUUAAUGUAAUAGAUAAGUAGGUAGAAAAAGAUGAAGUUGUUAUUUUACAUUAGGAAAAUAUAAGCAAUAAUUCAUAGAUAGCAUUUUUUAGUUUUUUAAAUGGCAACUAUGAACAUAGUGAAUGUAAUUUAUAUAAUUCUUUAAAUUAAUUAUAACUAUUUAGUUAUAAUUCAUCCUAUAAUAUUCUAACUGCUGUUGAUGGACUAUUUGUUUUAUAAAGUUAAAACUAUUUAUUUGCUCUAGACUCAUAAUAUUAUAAUUAUACAUCUGAUUCUAUUGAAUCUUGUUACUUAUCAUAUUCAUCUUAUACAACUUUAUAUUCAAUUUGCUAAAAUAAAAAUUAAUAAUUAAUUGUAAUUUCAUUUAAUAUAAAUGCUUUUAACAUAUAACAAUUAUAAACAUAUAUUCUGACAGAUUAUAUUUAACCAUUACAAUUUGUAGUUUUAUUUGAAAUGUAUUUUGUUUUAGAAAAUCUCGAUAAUUAAACUAAUAUAUUCAUAUAUAUUCCUUAAAAAAAUUAUUCAUUACAACUAACAGAUUCUUUGAAUUGCACUUAUUUUAGUGUUACUAAUUUUAGAAACACAACUUAAGCUUCUCAACAGAUUUCUUUAAUUGCUGUUUUUUAUAUAUGUUCCUACUCAUUACAUUAUUAAAUACUUGAAUAUAAUUUGAUUACUUAAGAAUUAUUCCAAAUUAGCAAAGAAUAAAAAAUAAAUAUUUAAACUAAGACUCAAAUUUAAUAAUUUAAACCAUAUUAAUUUUUGGUUGUGAAAAAUUACUAUUCAGAAAUUAUAGUAUUAUUAACAACUACUAAUUUUUGUACAUUAAUCAUAUCUAUGGCAUAUGAUUCAUAGAAAUUACAAUAUUAAAUAUAGUAAAUUAUUGGAACCAUACCUCUUUAUGGAAACCUUACUUUAAAAAAUUCUUAAUUAGCUAAUGGGAUUUUAAUAAAUACUUAUAAAAGUGAAUAAAAUUUAUAUUAUUAUACAUUCUAUAACUUAACCAAAAUUAAAAUUACUGAUCUUGGAUAACCAUUACUCAUGAUUGGAGGUUUAGUUCCACAAAAUAGUUCAUAAAUGAUAGCUGCAGUUUAUGAUAUAAAAAAUUAAAAUGGAUAAUUUUUUAUAUCAAAUGACACAAAUGGAAUUCUAUAUAAUAUUACUCCUAUGUCAAUCAUUUGUAGAUUUAAUUUAAGCAUAUUUGCUAAGUCUGAAAAGUUUAAAUAUUCCUUAUUAGCAGAAAAUGCAUUUGGGCAAAAUUAAACAGAAUUGACUUUUAUAUAUGAAAGAAAUCAAAAUAAUUGGGUUUAUGGAUUAAUAUCUAUUGUAGCCUUUUGUUUAAUAAUAGCAUUAUACAUAUAUUGGAAAAAGCUAAGAACAGUUAAACCCAUAAAGAAUGAUUAUGAGGAAGAAUUUGAACUUUGA